Aspergillus wentii DTO 134E9 is the source of this 2268-nucleotide messenger RNA. It is a transcript of the gene rim8, whose product is annotated as pH response protein PalF. Gene Ontology annotation, molecular function: protein-macromolecule adaptor activity; ubiquitin protein ligase binding. The record is from RefSeq and is a predicted model, not a curated record. Gene Ontology annotation, biological process: ubiquitin-dependent endocytosis. The transcript is spliced from 2 exons. NCBI's taxonomy places the organism in Eukaryota, Fungi, Ascomycota, Eurotiomycetes, Eurotiales, Aspergillaceae. The coding region runs from base 1 to 2268 and encodes 755 amino acids. Gene Ontology annotation, cellular component: plasma membrane; cytosol; cytoplasm.
AUGUCAGUUAAUUCCCUCCCCGCUCAACCGUCCUCGCCGCUCGGUCGGAAUCGCACGUCCCUCCUGUCCAAGUUCCGCUCCCAACUCGGCCAGCGAAAUCGCAGCAUCACCGAUUUCUACCUCGAGCCUGACGACCCCUGGCGCUCCUAUUUCCCCGGUGAUGUGAUCUCCGGUACCGUUGUUCUUACCGUUGUUCGACCCGUUCGCAUUACACAUUUGGUGGUCUGCCUACAUGGCUUUGUCAAGGUGUUUAAGAAUACGGUGCCUUCGGGUGAAGCGGGUCCGGACGUGGGAUUCCUCGGUCCCGGGCGUGGGCAUCGAGGCGCGGAGUACUUGGGCAAUGGAUUGGCGACUUUGUUCGAGGACGAAGUGGUUCUAUGCGGCGAGGGCCGUCUCAAAGAGGGCAUUUACAAGUUCCGCUUCGAGAUGGGCUUUCCCCCGUAUAACCUCCCCAGCAGCAUCAACUUCGAACGAGGGACCAUUUCCUAUAUGCUUACAUCCACCUUAACAAAACCCACGACUAUGAACCCGACUUUAUCAUGCCGCAGGCGCAUUAAUCUUUUGGAGAACAUCGACAUCGCCCCAUUCCCGGCCCCCAAGGCUCGAGUAGUCAGCCUCGAGCCUGUAUCGAGACGUUCGAAAUCCAAGGCGAAAGGAAAAUCCACAGGAUCAGAUGCAACAGCGGACACGAUCUCAUUAGAGCCAUCAUCGAACGGUACUGCGGCUGAUCAGCGUCCUCCGUUGAGUCCGGCUCCCAGCAACGUCAGCUCGUCUAGUCGUCUUAGCAGUAGCAGCCAGAGCUUCCAAAUCGCCAGUGACCCUAGUUCCUCGACCAGCACAGGUAUGCGUAAUAGCGAAUCCCGAAGCAUCACACCUUCUGUCUCCGACAAAAUCAUCACCGCCAAAACCGAACUCCUGCGCGCUGGCGUGCUUCCGGGCGAUACCUUGCCCAUCAAAAUUUCCAUCAACCAUUGCAAGCAGGUGCGCAGUGCGCACGGCAUCAUCGUCACUUUGUACCGCCAAGGUCGCAUUGACCUUCACCCAUCCAUCCCCGUCGGCGUGACACCAGACGGUAAAAAGCCCGUGUACGAGGAUGUAUAUCCAAAAUCCCGCACCGGGCUUGGAGGUCUUACCAUGGGCACUAGCAGAAACAGCAGUGUCUUCCGGAAAGAUCUAUCUCAAAGUUUCGCGCCCUUAAUUAUUGAUCCCGCCACCUUAAACGCAGAUAUAAAGACCUCGAUUCGCAUCCCUGAAGACACGUUUCCCACCAUCACGCGCACCCCCGGUAGUAUGAUAAACUUCCGAUAUUAUGUGGAGGUUGUCGUCGAUCUUCGGGGCAAAUUUACAUCACCCGAUCGCUUCUUGCCGCGAUUCAAUAUGGUUUCCAGGGGGAGCAAUUUUUCUCCCAGUGGCCAGAUCCUUAAUCCAGCAGAUAUGAAUAGCUCGAUCACCGCAAAUUGGGCGGGCAAUAUUCUCGACACAGACCGGAUCCGGCGCGAAAAGGGAGUUAUUGCUGUGGCCUUUGAAGUCGUAAUUGGAACCCACGAUUCUCAACGAGGCCAAGGGGAGUCUACGCCGUCCGUCGCCACUCCAUCCGAACCCACUUCCACCCUUCUAAACAAUGGACAAGAGCGGGACGACUGGCCGGUGGAUCAAAGCCCUAUGAACACCGACCGGGAAUAUGCAGGCCAGGGCGAUUAUGGUUUCCCCCAGGAGCCACACUGGACGGAACAUUCUGGUGAAUAUCAACCACCCUAUCAGUCACUAGGCCAGAUGAUUUCCACUCCCCAUUCCGAGGAGCCGGCAGACGAAAAGACACGGCUACGGCGAGCGGAGGAGAUGCUCUUGCCCAGUCGACCUCCCGAUGACCAUGACCCUGAUGUCGGCUCCUCGACAUCCGGAGAUAUGGCUAUGCCGACAGCACCCGUAUUGCCCGAAGACGAUCACAUCAAUGGUUACCAUCACCUACCAUCUCCGGCAGAAAAUAAUAUUCCCGAGGCAUUGAUGUCUGCAGAAUCAGUGCAGACCAUUGUCGCAAACCAAAGUGCAGCUGGGCCCAGUCACGCCGUUGCAAUGCCCGGGGAUGACAAGCAAGAAUUGGAGCGACAACGGCUGAUGAUGGAAGCGAGUGCUCCUGAAGACCCUGGGGCAUCUCACAGCGAAGCUGCUGUUGAAGGACCCAGUGCGCCAGUCUUUACUGACGAUGACCAGCAGUUAGUGGGCGGUACAGCACAUGGGGACGAGUCCCUACCACGCUAUCAACGAUGA